AUGGACUACGAGUUCCCCAAACCGCCGCGCUCGCUCGUCGGCAAAGUCGCCAUCGUGACGGGGGCGGGCGCCCACGGCGACGGGAUCGGCAACGGCCGCGCAAUCGCCAUCCUGCUGGCCGAGGACGGGUGUGCUGUUGUCUGUGUGGACCGCGACGUGGCACUGGCGCAGCGAACGGUGGAGAUGAUUGAGGGAGAGAGAGGAAGUGGUAGCGGCAGUGGCAGCAACAAUAACAGCAGCAGCGGCGGCGGCGGCGGCAGUGGCAGUGGCAAUUUCAGUGGCAGCACCAGCACCAGCACCAGCAGCAACAACAACCCAGGGCCAAUUCUACAGUCAGAGGCAGAUUCAGGACCAAGUUUACAGUCAGAGGCAGAUUCAGGGCCAAGUCUUCCCUCAGAGGCAGAAGCAGAUAUAGAGUCAGGACAACCCCCACCGGCAAACCAUGCAGCCGCCGUUACCACCACCGCCACCUCUACCUCUACCGUCGCCGUUCCCAUCGCCGUCGCCAUGGCCGGCGACGUCAGCGUCGAGGCCGACUGCAAGUCCAUCGUCGACUCGACACUACAGCAGUUCGGCCGACUAGACAUUCUAGUCAACUGCGUCGGCAUCGGCGGCGCGGCCGGCACAGCAGUCGACGUGGACAUGGCGGCGUGGACGGCCUCGAUGCACAUCAACGUCGGCAGCAUGGUCAUGAUGGCCAAGUACGCGGUGCCGGCGAUGCGGCGCAACGCCAUCGAACCUAACUGGCUGUACCGCGGCGCCAUCGUCAACAUGGGCUCCGUGGCCGGUCUGAAGGGCGGCACGCCGCAUCUGCUGUACCCGACGGCCAAGGGCGCCGUGGUCAACAUGACCCGCGCGAUGGCCGCGCACCACGCCGCCGAUGCCAUUCGCGUCAACUGCGUGUGUCCGGGCAUGGUGUAUACGCCGAUGAUGUAUGCUGGUGGCCGCACCAUGUCCGAAGAAACCCGCACCGCCCGCAAAAAUCGCAGCCUGCUCAAGACCGAAGGCACCGGCUGGGACGUCGCUUGUGCCGUUCGCUUCCUGGCCGGUCCGCAGGCCCGCUGGAUCACCGGCGUCAUCUUGCCCGUGGAUGCGGGCGUCACUGCCGCCGUGGGCACCGAUAUUCCCAAGUCGGCCAGUGUGAAUGGAUGA
Capronia epimyces CBS 606.96 is the source of this 1152-nucleotide messenger RNA. RefSeq lists its product as uncharacterized. Gene Ontology annotation, molecular function: oxidoreductase activity, acting on the CH-OH group of donors, NAD or NADP as acceptor. The record is from RefSeq and is a predicted model, not a curated record. NCBI's taxonomy places the organism in Eukaryota, Fungi, Ascomycota, Eurotiomycetes, Chaetothyriales, Herpotrichiellaceae. The transcript has a single exon. The coding region runs from base 1 to 1152 and encodes 383 amino acids.